AUGAUACAAGGGUGUUUUAGUAACCCCGGGAGUCCGGUGUCAAACAGAAGCAAAAAUGUACAGGCAGCAACAACGUCAUCGUCAUCAAAAGAGUCUCUUAUUACUUGUAUAUAUCAAACUCGGUUGAUUGACUCACCGAUUUAUCUUACACUCACUUGGUCAAGAACGCCUUACUCACAUUCCCUUACUAUCCAUGCUCCUGAUUUGUUUUCCAUUACAAUUUCUCUCCAACCAUCUACCUUCUCUAUUUUCCGGACCCGGCCCGGGUCCAAAUCCAUUCAGCUCAACCAAACCCAUGACCAUCAGAACCAAAAUGAGAGUCAACCUAAGAUUAAGUUAUACUAUGACUUUACUCGAGCCGAGUUCGCUCAGCCAAACUCGGCCGAGCCAGAGUCAAGAUUUUACUUGGCAUUUAUACGAAAUGGCCGGCUUGAGUUCCUCCUGGGUGAUCUCCGGGAGGACUUAUCCCGGAGAGUUGGACUCGACCGAGUUGACAACAACUCGGCCGAGUCCACUCUCCUGUCGAGGAGGGAGCACGUAUUUGGGCGUAGAAUCUACGCAACACGGUCUGAGUUCCUGGGUUCGACUCGUUCGAUCGAGAUCGAGUGCUCGGGAGGAACACUAAAGGUGAAGUUCGAUGGAGAGUUGAAAGUGAACGUAAAAAGAUUAGCAUGGAAGUUUAGAGGAAAUGAGAGAAUGAUGGUUGAUGGAAUUGCGGUGGAAUUUUAUUGGGAUGUGUUAAAUUGGGUUAAUAAUAACAAUAAUAAUCAUAAUAAUGGAGGGAAUUUAAUGGGUGCUCAGAAAAAUGGGGUGUUUGUUUUUCAAGUGGGUGAAGGUGGGGUUUGGCCGGAAAUGGUGGGGCCAGAGAAGAGGUUGAUGAGGAAGAAUUCACCCGCGCCGGGGACAGCGUUGUCCCCAGCCGGGUCGUGUUCUAGUGUAUUGCAAUGGGCGGAGGAGAGUAGUGAUUGUGGGAGGAGUUCUUCGGGUUCGUCUUCGACGACGCGGUCGAGUGGUAGUUUCGGUGGUGGUGGUGGUAAUGGUGGUUAUUCUUUAAUUUUGUAUGCAUGGAGGAGAGAAUAG
Messenger RNA from Chenopodium quinoa (quinoa), 1080 nucleotides. RefSeq lists its product as uncharacterized. The transcript has a single exon. Bases 1 to 1080 code for a protein of 359 amino acids. NCBI's taxonomy places the organism in Eukaryota, Viridiplantae, Streptophyta, Magnoliopsida, Caryophyllales, Amaranthaceae. The record is from RefSeq and is a predicted model, not a curated record.